AUGGCGAAGCCGGCCGCCACAACGCUGUACUGCAAGGCGGGUCCCGACGGCAAAUCGCUGGGCGACUGCCCCUUCGCGCACUCCGUGCGGAUGGCGCUGGGUCUGAAGAAUGUGGAGUAUGAAGUUGUCCCCUGUACCGAGGAAACGAAGCCAAGCUGGCUGGUAGAGGAGUGCCGAGGGAGGAUGCCCUGCGUCUGUCACAAGGGCGAGCCGCACGUGGAAACGUCCGAGAUCCUGGCCUGGAUCGACGCCGAGUUCCCUGCGCCCGCGCUGGCGGCCCCCGACGAGACGGCUGAGAAGGUCAAGAGCUUCGGCAUCUUUCCGGCAAUUGCCGGGUUCACGAAGAACACCGAGGAAGCUCGCGAUGCCGAGCUCCGUGCGAAGCUGGUGACGGCGCCGCUCGGCCGAAAUGGGCACCGACAAGGGAGACCCCAGGCUGCUGCUGGGCUAGGACACGCGCGAGGCACAUACGGCAAGGAGGCAUGCUGUCGCAGCUGGGCCGACAUCUGGGCGCCGGGGAGGGUUUUCUUGCCGGUCCAGAGCCCUCUCUACUGGACUGUGACAUCCUUCCAAAGCUGUAUGUCCUGUCAGUGGCCACGGCCCAUUUCAAGGGCUUCCAUCUGCAGGACGUCGUGGAGGGUGGUGAGGCUUUGCGGGCCUACAUCAGUCGAGGCUCGGCACUCCCGGCCUUCGCGUCUGGUGUGUACGGCGAGGACGUGUGCCUCUGGGGCUGGGGAUCAGCUCGGGGAGGCUGCGGUGCUCUCAGAGUUCCGUUGUAGACUUUGGAGCCUGAAGCUCGGCGAAGGAACUGCCUGCGGCUUGCAGCCGGGCGCCUCGCGCCAUCGGACACUGCCGUUUGCAACGGCCAAGGGCGGCCUCAUCCUUGGGCCCGUGGGUCUCGUGUGUGUGGCAGCGCUGUCACAUCAUUGCAUGGGGCUUUUGCUCAAGCUGGCAACCAGGACGAGCACCAGGUCCUUCGGCACCCUGGCAUCGAGCAUCCUUGGCCGACGGGCGAAGGUCUUAGUGGACUUCUGCCUCAUCCUCACGCAGUAUGGCUUUGCCAUAGCUGACAUCAUCUUCAUUGCCCGGGUCUGCUUUGUGGGCUUCCACUGCGCGCUGGCUCUGAAGAAGAGCAGCUGGGUGGGAGGGGAUGGGGUGCUGGGCCUGGACAACUUCAACGCCUACUACCCCGUGGGCAUCAAGUACGAUCGGGUGGCGGACCUCAACGACCGAAGCUUCCUGGACCACAUUCUGAAGGAGUACGGCGUCACGCACGUCCUGGCUCUAGCAGCCCAGGCCGGCGUGAGAUAUGCCACCAAGGACCCGGCAUCCUAUGUCUCCUCGAACAUCUCCGGCUUCGUGAAUCUUUUGGAGGCGUGUCGCUUUUGCGACCCCAAGCCCAGGGUGGUCUACGCGUCCUCGAGCUCCGUGUACGGCCUGAACACCGUGAGCCCCUUCUCCGAGGCGCACCAGGUGGACCGGCCGGCGAGCCUCUACGCGGCCACCAAGAAGGCCAACGAGAUGAUCGCGCACACCUACAACCACAUCUAUGGCCUCUCCCUGACGGGGCUCCGGUUCUUCACGGUCUACGGGCCCUGGGGCCGGCCCGACAUGUUCGCCUUCUCGGCGACAAUCAAGAUCCACAAGGGGGAGGCCCUGAAAAUCUUCCAGGGCCCUGGGGGCUCUGAGUUGGAGCGGGACUCUAGGAUGCCCAGUAGUACCCUGUUUCCCUUUUUGGGGGGUUUAGGUUCCCUUACAAACCCCUUUAAGAUCCCGCAGUCCACCAAGGAAACGGCCCACUGCAAGGUCUAUAACCUCGGGAACAAGGAUCCGGUGACGGUCACCUACAUGAUUGAGUGCCUGGAGAGGGCGAUAGGGAAGAAGGCGAUUAAGAACUAUGUCCCCAUGCCCCCGACCGGAGACGUGCUCAAGACCAGCGCCGACGUGUCCUUGGCAGAGAAAGAGCUUGGCUACAAGCCCACGACCCCAUUGCAGGAAGGCAUCAACAAGUUUAUCGGAUGGUACGAUGAGUACUACAAGGAAGGACUGACCAAAGAGAUGUCCACAUAUGUUCCAUACUAA
Molecule: messenger RNA, 2082 nt
Organism: Symbiodinium natans
Lineage: Eukaryota; Dinophyceae; Suessiales; Symbiodiniaceae
Source: the annotation of a GenBank genome assembly